Cladocopium goreaui is the source of this 676-nucleotide messenger RNA. NCBI's taxonomy places the organism in Eukaryota, Dinophyceae, Suessiales, Symbiodiniaceae. The record is from the annotation of a GenBank genome assembly.
CAGGACGGUGCCCAUUCGCUGGAAGCGAGCGCACUUGAUCUUCGUGAGUGUGUUUCUGAUCUUUCCCUUGACCUUGCUCUGGGAGUUCACCUACUGCGACUUCUUUGGCGAGAACGCCUUGUACUUCAUCAUCGGCUUCAGUUUCGCCAUGAAUUUCGUGGACAACGCCUUGUCCAGGGCGGUGCGAGAGGAGCUGAUCCAGGUGCCCUUGUCCACGGCCUGCAGCGUGGUGCUCUUUGUGGGUACCCUGGGGGCUGAUGACUUUGUGGACUUCUGCGAAGGUUUCUUCCUGGAGCUUCUGUACGGCAUCGCCGAGCGCUUGAUUUUGGGGACCCUCUUCGAGGCAAUCGAUAAGGGCACGGCGUAUGCAGCCCACUGGGCCAAGACCCGUUCCUGGUUCUGGCGAUUUACCCUCAUCCUGACGGCAGGCCGUUCAACACGAGCCUUGCUGAUGAACGAAGGUAAAGAUGAAGAAAUGGUACAAGAAGGAACGCCCAUCGAAGAGGCCAUGGAGGAAGUCAUUGGCUGCGGCACUACCUGCAUGAGUACGAUCAUGACGCCUUUCAUUAUUGGCGCCAUCUACGUCUUCGCGCCUGAAACCGAAAUUCCUGUGCAUCUUGGUGGCAUUCAGCAUGGCGAACCGUACAUGGCCAUGGGAGCCAUGGCUUUCCAGUAG